AUGGAUGCAACAGCAAUUAGCAUACUUGUGUUCUUCAUUCUGGUGUUUCUCUUAGGUGUGCCCGGGAAUAUCCUGACGAUUCGAGUCAAGACGAAGCGCCGUCGCAAAACCAGUACCCAGACCUUCAUCAUCAUCCUGGCUUGCGCUGAUCUGUUCCUCUGCGUCUUCGCUUCGACAGCCGUCGUCGGCCUAUCAAUCACCGACGAGCUCUUCUCGGCCAAAGCUUGCAGAGGAGUGUACGCUAUUUGCGUUGCCUCGGUGGUGCAGUCGCUGUUGAUGAUGACGUCCAUAGCUGCGGAUCGGUGUGCCAUCAUGUGCUAUCCACAUCGGAAGAGACUUGAUACAAAGUAUACGUGUUUGGUUGCCGGGGGAUGUCUCGUGAUAGCGACGAUUUUUGCAAUUACCAUAGGACUCAACACAACGAUUCAGAGUUACGGCGGCCUUGUGUACCGUUGUAAUGUGGAUUCCGGCAGCUGGGGGAUGCCUUUCCAGAAGGCCAUGGCCGGACUGGCAGCCUUAUGUGUCAUCGUCAUCAUUCUUCUUUAUGCGAAGGUCUACUGCGCACUGAGGAAACACCGCCGUGUUCAAGUAGCUCUCGGACCUAACUUGUCUCAAGACAAUUCAUCUAUCGCCAAUAAGCAGUGCUCUUUAAUUCACCAAUCCCGGAUGGGGCCACGUAGUGGUAGAAAAUCAGAUAUAGGUGCAUUCGAUCAGAGGAGGACUCCGAAUUCCGGUGGCUAUGUCGCUACUGUUUCAAGUAAAGUACACAACCAAUGCCACGACGAAAGGGUAGUGAGGGAGGCAUGCUUUAACGAUCAAGAGGAAUCUUCAAACGUUCUAGUGCCCGAAAAUCCUGAAAGAAAUCAGACCCUUGCCUACAGGGAGCAAGGUGGACAAGAUGGUAACAAUCUACCCGACACGUUAGCCCCAAAUCACGCACAUACUUCGAAGGACACUGAUAGAACUCUCCCUGGGAAUCCGGCUGGGCAUAGAGCCACCAGAGAACGCAUGGUAAACGAGUCAGAAGGGAUCCGAAUGAAACAACUCUGUCGCUCGGAAAGGCAGGCCACCACAAUGAUGUUGGUGGUGACAAUCAUUCUCAUUGUAUCGUGGUGUCCAUCAGUUGUUUCUUUUGUUGCACCUGUACAGGACAUGGUCCACAUCGCCAAGAACAAGCCCGCCCUCUACGUCUUGUUAUAUCUUCUGAAGUUAACGGUGUUCAUCUCCAACGCCACAAACCCGCUCGUGUAUACGUUAAUGAAUAAACGGUUUAGAGACGAAGGUUGGCAGGAAAUAAGACGGUUCUGUUGUUUUUUGCACUGUAGAUAA
Lytechinus variegatus (green sea urchin) is the source of this 1329-nucleotide messenger RNA. RefSeq lists its product as uncharacterized. Lineage: Eukaryota; Metazoa; Echinodermata; Echinoidea; Temnopleuroida; Toxopneustidae. The record is from RefSeq and is a predicted model, not a curated record. The transcript has a single exon. Gene Ontology annotation, molecular function: neuropeptide receptor activity. Gene Ontology annotation, cellular component: membrane. Gene Ontology annotation, biological process: neuropeptide signaling pathway. The coding region runs from base 1 to 1329 and encodes 442 amino acids.